Messenger RNA from Trichechus manatus latirostris (Florida manatee), 1800 nucleotides. RefSeq names its product carboxyl ester lipase (gene CEL). Gene Ontology annotation, biological process: pancreatic juice secretion; ceramide catabolic process. Lineage: Eukaryota; Metazoa; Chordata; Mammalia; Sirenia; Trichechidae. Bases 1 to 1800 code for a protein of 599 amino acids. Gene Ontology annotation, molecular function: retinyl-palmitate esterase activity; triacylglycerol lipase activity; sterol ester esterase activity. The transcript has 12 exons. The record is from RefSeq and is a predicted model, not a curated record.
AUGGGGCGCCUGGAGCUGGUGGUCUUGGGCUUCACCUGCUGCUUGGCCGUGGCAAGCUCAGCAAAGUUGGGCGCAGUGUACACGGAAGGUGGCUUCGUGGAAGGCGUCAACAAGAAGCUUGGCCUCUUUGGUGACUAUGUCGACAUCUUCAAGGGCAUCCCCUUUGCUGCUCCCCCCAAGGCCCUGGAGAAACCCCAGCAACACCCUGGCUGGCAAGGCACCCUGGAGGCCAAGGACUUUAAGAAGCGGUGCCUGCAGGCCACCAUCACCCAGGAUAACACCUACGGGGAUGAAGACUGCCUCUACCUCAACAUCUGGGUCCCCCAGGGCAAGAAGGAAGUCUCCCAGGACCUGCCUGUCAUGAUCUGGAUCUACGGAGGUGCCUUCCUCAUGGGGUCUGGCCAAGGAGCCAACUUUCUCAACAACUACCUGUACGAUGGGGAAGAGAUCGCCACGCGCGGCAACGUCAUCGUGGUCAGCUUCAACUACCGCGUCGGCCCCCUCGGCUUCCUCAGCACCGGGGACUCCAACUUGCCAGGUAACUAUGGCCUUCUGGAUCAGCACAUGGCCAUUGCCUGGGUGAAGAGAAACAUUGCGGCCUUUGGGGGAGACCCCAACAACAUCACCGUCUUUGGGGAAUCAGCUGGAGGUGCCAGUGCCUCUCUGCAGACCCUCUCUCCCUACAACAAGGGCCUCAUCCGGCGAGCCAUUAGCCAGAGUGGUGUGGCGCUGAGCCCCUGGGCCAUCCAAAAGAACCCACUCUCCUGGGCCAAAAUGAUCGCCAAGGAAGUGGGCUGCCCCACGGAUGACACUUCCAAAAUGGCCAAGUGUCUGAAGGUUACUGACCCCCGUGCUCUGACAAUGGCCUACAAGUUGCCUCUGUCUGGCUUGGACUACCCCGUCUUGCACUAUCUGGGCUUCCUCCCUGUCGUCGAUGGAGACUUCAUCCCCGAUAACCCCAUCAACCUGUACGCCAAUGCUGCCGAUAUCGACUACCUAGCAGGCACCAAUGACAUGGAUGGCCACCUGUUUUCCACCAUCAAUAUGCCCGCAGUUGACAAGACCUACAAGACUGUCACAGAUGAGGACUUCUACAAGCUGGUCAGCAGGUUCACCAUUGCCAAGGGGCAGAGAGGCGCCAAUGCCACCUUCGACAUCUACACCGAGCCCUGGGCCAGUGACUCGUCCCAGGAGGCCAAGAAGAAAACUGUGGUGGACUUGGAGACUGACAUCCUCUUCCUGAUGCCCACCAAGGUUGCCCUGGCCCAGCACAGAACCAAUGCCAAGAGUGCCAAGACCUACAGCUACCUGUUCUCUCACCCCUCUCGGAUGCCCAUCUACCCGAGCUGGAUGGGGGCCGACCACGCAGACGACCUCCAGUACGUCCUUGGGAAGCCCUUCAUCACCCCCCUGGGCUACCGGCCUCAAGACAGGACUGUCUCCGAGACCAUGAUCGCCUACUGGACCAACUUUGCCAGAAGUGGGGACCCCAACAUGGGCCACUUGGCCAUCCCCACACACUGGUAUCCGUACACCGUGGAAGAUGACAACUACCUGGAGAUCACCAAGAAGAUGGAAAGCAGCUCCAUGAAGCAGCACCUGAGGUCCAACUACCUGCAGUACUGGACCGUGACCUACCAGGCACUGCCCAUGGUGACUGAUGGGGAGGCUGUCCCUGUGUCCCCAACAGAUGACUCCGAGGCUUCCCCUGUGCCCCCCACGAGUGACUCUGAGGCUGCCCCUGUGCCCCCCAUGGGUGACUCCGAGGAGGCUCAGAUGCCCAUAGUCAUUGGCUUCUAA